AAGGCGGGCUGACAAGUGCGGGAGACUGAAGGGCCCGGAAGGGUGUGGCCGCCAGCACGGCCCCGCCCCGGGGCCGCCUCCCCGCGGGUUCCGUUGGCUCUGGCGGCAGCCGAGGCUGUGGCGGCGGUGGCCGCGGGGCGGGCGUAAGAUGGCGACAGCGCUGGAAGGAAACCUGGGCCUCCUGUGGGGCUGGCUGUGGAGCGAACGCUUCUGGCUGCCCCGGAACGUGAGCUGGGCGGACCUCGAGGGGCCGGGCGAUGGCCACGGCUACCCGCGGGCCCGGCACGUUCUGGCGGUGUUCCCGCUGGCGGCGGGCGUGUUCUCCGUUAGGCUGCUCUUCGAGCGAUUUAUUGCCAAACCCUGUGCACUCCAUGUUGGCAUCCAGCACACUUGUCUACAUCGGGCUCAUCCCAAUGCCAUCCUUGAAAAGGUGUUCGUAUCUAUUACCAAGUAUCCCGAUGAGAAAAAGCUGCAGGGCUUGUCAAAGCAACUGGACUGGGAUGUCCGAAAAAUCCAAUGCUGGUUUCGCCGUCGGAGGAAUCAGGACAAGCCACCAACGCUUACUAAAUUCUGUGAAAGCAUGUGGAGGUUCACUUUUUAUUUAUGUAUAUUCUGCUAUGGAAUUCGAUUUCUCUGGACGUCACCUUGGUUCUGGGAUACCCGACAGUGCUGGCACAGCUACCCCUACCAGCCUCUCACAAGUGGGCUUUAUUACUAUUACAUCAUGGAAUUGGCCUUCUAUUGGUCCCUUAUGUUUUCUCAGUUUACAGACAUUAAAAGAAAGGACUUCCUGAUCAUGUUUGUGCAUCACUUGGCCACCAUCGGGCUCAUUACCUUCUCCUACAUCAACAAUAUGGUCCGGGUGGGGACCCUGGUCAUGUGUCUCCAUGAUGUCUCAGACUUCCUGCUGGAGGCAGCUAAGCUGGCCAAUUAUGCCAAGUAUCAGCGUCUCUGUGACACCCUUUUUGUGGUUUUCAGUGCUGUUUUUGUGGUCACUCGUCUAGGAAUCUAUCCAUUCUGGAUUCUGAACACGACCCUCUUUGAGAGUUGGGAGAUGAUUGGACCCUAUCCCUCUUGGUGGCUCUUCAAUGGCCUUCUCCUGAUCCUACAAGUUCUGCAUGUCAUCUGGUCCUAUCUAAUUGCACGAAUUGCUUUCAAAGCCUUGAUCCGGGGAAAGGCUGGAAAGUUUCAUCUCUUGCAUGUAUCUAAAGAUGAUCGCAGCGAUGUGGAGAGCAGCUCAGAGGAAGAAGACAUGACCACCAGCACGAAAAGUCCCUGUGGUAGCAGCUCCAGUAAUGGUGCCAAGCUGGUGAAUGGGCACAUGGGAGGCAGUUGCUGGACUGAAGAGUAAAGUGGUAGAGAUGGGGACUUCAGCACACGUGGACUUGCAGGGCCACAGGCCACCUAUUCCUCUUGGGCCUCCUCUUACCUACACUCCUGUGACUAAGGAGGCCGCACGGCAUUGAGGAAUAUCAAAGAAAGAAAUGUUUUCACUUUUUUUUUUUAACUCUGCCAUUUUGUAUUUAAUAGCCUCCAGGUUUCCUCAGUAAUGUUAUUGCUGUGUGUGUGUGUGAGUGUGAGCGUGAGCACACGCGCAUAUGUGUGUGUGUAUGUAUAUGCUUGAGUUCCAUUGCCUGGGUUGGGCACAGUCUGGACUGAGGUUUCCAGGCCUUGCCUGGUCCCUCUCUGAAUCCACCUCAAUCCCAGAUUGGGUUGCAUCUUGACAUAGGCUGGCUCCUGACUGCCCCCUCCCUUGUAGCCGUGGCUCGUGAGGCUCUGGCCAUCUGGAUGGUUCAGCCCCAGUUCCAGGUAUUCUGGCUGUUCCUCCUUCAAAGUUGGAGUAUUUCACAUAAGUCAUAUAAAAAUAGACACCAUGGAUGGCCAGCCAGGGCCCUAGCUAGGUAACCUCCCUACCACCAGGUAGCCACAUGGACAGCUGCUGAUACCCUGCUCUUUACUCAAUGGUACGCAGGGAGGGGGGUGUGGGAGAGGUUGUGCUGAGGGCUGGAGGACAACAGCCACUGGGUGAGCUGUUAUAAAGCGGUUGGUAUUAUUGUUUACUCUUCUCCGAUUAAAAGUGCUUCAACCCUCAAUUGUCUCAACCUCUUUAGUGAUGCUGUCCCCAGUUCCCUGAAUACACAAAUAAGAAUUUUUCAGGUCUGGUUCUAGAUACUAAACAGAUAAGCUUGUAUAUCGCCGUAGUAAUAAAAGCUUUGUUUGAAAGAGCUAAGGCAUUUUUAGGUACCUGUAUUUCCUACUUUUAUCAGAUACAGAGACUUAUCAGUUAACAUUUUAAGAUUGUGAUCAAACUGAGUGUGUUUUACUUCAUGUUCUCUUAGCCCAUAGAGAAAGUCUUCCUAAUCCAGACUUCACUAUAGUUGAGGUCCUGUCAAAAUUACCAAUAGUAGUAAUCAUCUGUCGGUUUUCCAUUUCACAAAUAUUCGGGUUGUCAAAAUAUUUCCAGAUACGCUAAUGGAUGUGAAGCUAUAUGGAGUGCUUUAUGCCAGGGAGGUGGGGACGAACUGAAGGAAAACAGGCUGUUGUUCUAAGAGUCAGAUGUGCAGUAACAUUAUUUGGACAUUGACCCUACUGAGUGACUGGAUUUUAAAAAACGUCCUAUGGGGCAUGGAAAACUAACUUCUAAAAAUUUUAACAGUCAUUUGACCAGAGUUAAAGAGGAAGACUAAAAGACUAAAAAGUCUCUGUAUCUUAUACAAUUGUUCAAUUUUAUAUAUUGAUGAAAAGGCUCAUUUGAAUAUGGAAGAAAAUGCUUUUAAAUAUCAACAACUACUUUGUAAGUACAAGUAGGUUUGGGUAACAGUUAAUCUGACAAAAGAUGCAACCAAAAGGUAUAAUAAUAAAAAUUGUAAUAGCUAACACUUA
Molecule: messenger RNA, 2883 nt
Organism: Condylura cristata (star-nosed mole)
Lineage: Eukaryota; Metazoa; Chordata; Mammalia; Eulipotyphla; Talpidae
Gene: CERS5
Product: ceramide synthase 5
Exons: 12
Coding region: 149-1351 (400 amino acids)
Biological process (GO): ceramide biosynthetic process
Cellular component (GO): membrane
Molecular function (GO): sphingosine N-acyltransferase activity; DNA binding
Source: RefSeq, a predicted model, not a curated record